AUGACUGACAAAAGUAAGAAAGUAGUUGAAAAACAAGAACAAGAAAACGAUUAAGAUAAGAAUUAAGCCCAAUAAAAGAAGGGUAGAGUUAUUAUUAGAAAUUUAAUAUUUGAUAUCAGUGAGAAGCAUCUUAAAGGUUUGUUGGGUAAGUAUGGUGAAAUUAUUGAAAUUAAUAUUCCAGUCAACCCUUCAACAAACAAAUCUAAGGGUUUUGCCUUUGUCUAAUUUGCUAAUAAAAACUGUGCAUUGAAAGCUAUAAAUGAGUUAAAUGGUACUUAAUGGAAGGGUAGAAAUAUCGUUUUAGAUUUAGCUGUUUCCAAAGAAGAAUUCAAAAACCAUCAAUAGCCAUAAAAUUAACAAGAUAAAUAGUAAUCUAAACAAAAAGCUAAAAAAUCUGAAUAAAUUGAAGAGGAAGAAGGAGAUGACGAUGAAAAAAAAAUGGAUGAAGAAGAAGAAAGUGAAGAUGAUGAAGAUCAAGAAGACGAUGAUGAAGAGGAUGAAGACGAAGAUGAUGAUGAAGAAGAGGAAGACGAAGAUGAUGAUAAAAAUAAUUAAAAUAAAAAGGGAAAGAAUUAAUAAGGAUAAAAGAAAUUAUUUGAAAAUGAAGAUUUAUCCAAAACAUGUUUUGUUAGAAAUUUAUCUUAUGAUUCUACUGAUAAGGAUUUAAGAACCUUCUGCCAAAACUUUGGUAAAGUAGAAAUGGCAAAGGUAUGUAUGAAUCAUGAAACAGGAAGCAACAAAGGUACUGGUUUUGUAAAAUUCUAAGAUGCAUAAGUAGCUCUUAAACUUAUUGCAAAGAGUAAUGAACUCAGUGAAAACUGUCUUUAACAAAAAAAUAAAAAAAAUGCCAGCAACAUUCAUGAUAUAUUUUCAGGAAUAAGCGAACUUGAUCUUGAAAUGAAUGGAAGAAGAAUAAUUUUCUUGGAAGCUAAGAAAAGAGAAGAAGUUUCUAAAGUUAUGGAAGAGAAGCUUGAAAGAAAUUCAAUCACUUUAGAUAAAGUUAAAACUUUAGAUUAAUUAGAAAAGUUUGACAGAUAAGGAAAGAGAAACGUUCAUUUAGCCAAGCUAGGUAUUUUCGAAGAAGAAAAAAGCAUGACUAAUGAAGAAAAGGAAAAGAGACGUAUUCACUUAUAAGAAAAAUUGAAUAAGCUAAAAAACCCUAACAACUAUGUAUCCUCAACAAGAAUUGCCCUUAUGAACAUACCAAAAGACGAAUUCUAAGAAGAAGAUAUUAGACUUUAUGCUCAAGCAGCACUUAUAAAAGAACAUGGUCAAGAAUAUUUUAAAAAAUAAAAUCCAAUUAAAUAGGUCUUAUUGCUUAGAGAUAAGAAUAAACUUGAUAAGGAUGGAGUACCUAAAAGCAGAGGUAUUGGAUUCAUAGAAUUUAAUACACAUGAAUAAGCACUUUCAUUCUUGGAAUAUUGUGUAAAUGAUAAGCAAAACUUUGAAAAGAAAUACAAGAAAACACCUAUUAUUGAGUUUUCAAUUGAAGAUGCUAGAAAAAUGGCAAAAAAGAAUAAAUUAUUAGAAAAAGUUAAAUAAAAAUAAGCAGAAAAGAAGAAAGAAAAGAAAGAAUUAACUGAAGAGGAAUUAGAAUCAAAGAAAAAAAUUCUUAAAAAUACGAACGAAGCAGCAAAAAUAAAGAUUUAAAAUAUUCUUGAUUAAUCUAACUGCAGUGACAUGUCUCUUUAUGAGGAAGGCAAGAAAUUGUUGAAGGACAUAAAGAGUAGAGGUAUUAAAUAAAGAAUGGCCAAGCUACUAAGAAAGAAGUUCAAUAUUCAAAAUGAAGAUAAUCAAAAGUCUAAUAAAUUAGUAGAAGCUAUUUCCAAACAAGAGGAAAAGAUCAAAAAUAAGAAUUCUAAGGAAGAAAAGAGAAAGCAAUUAUUGAAGUAGAAAGUAUAAGAAGAAAAGAAGUAGAAAGUAGCUGAAUAAAAGAAGAAGCAAAAGGAAAUCGAUGAUGAGCUUGAUGUUGAUGCAUCUGAACUUAUUAAGGCUGUCUCUAAAGAAUUAAAGAAAAAUAAAAUAAGAAGAUAAAACUUGGAAGACUACGAUGAAUUAGAUGAUGUAGUUGAAAAGCAUAUGUAAAAGAAAGUUAAAAAAAUAAAGCAAGAAAGUAGUGCAUUGUGA
Tetrahymena thermophila SB210 is the source of this 2127-nucleotide messenger RNA. Its product is annotated as RNA recognition motif 2 in vertebrate RNA-binding protein. The transcript has 9 exons. Gene Ontology annotation, molecular function: RNA binding. The record is from RefSeq and is a predicted model, not a curated record. NCBI's taxonomy places the organism in Eukaryota, Ciliophora, Oligohymenophorea, Hymenostomatida, Tetrahymenidae.